Molecule: messenger RNA, 1962 nt
Organism: Cryptomeria japonica (Japanese cedar)
Lineage: Eukaryota; Viridiplantae; Streptophyta; Pinopsida; Cupressales; Cupressaceae
Product: disease resistance protein RPV1-like
Exons: 5
Coding region: 1-1962 (653 amino acids)
Biological process (GO): defense response to fungus
Molecular function (GO): protein binding; ADP binding
Source: RefSeq, a predicted model, not a curated record
AUGCUCCAUUCGCAAAUAAGCCUCUCACAUUAUCACGAUUCAGAAUGCAGCCAACCACCGGUUCCAUUCCAUGAUCCUGAAGUUGUGGGCAUAGAUCAGAAGAUUACUGAAGUGAUCAAACUCAUUGAGUGGGAUAAUGACAAGUCAGCUGCUGUGGCCGUGAUUGUACACGGCAUUGGUGGAGCCGGAAAAACCACUUUGGCAAAUGAAGUGUUUGCAUCUUUAAAUUUGCAGGGCUGGAAAUAUUCUAAAGUCACUCUCGUCAAAAAUUUAGAAUCAAAUCCUAACAUAGAAGAAAUACAGAUUCAGAUUUUAAGCGACUUGACUGGUAGAAAACAUGAAAAGGUAAGAGAUUUUCAGGAUGGACAACAAAAGCUGAAAUCGAUUAUGGAGAAAAAAGUUUUCAUAUAUAUCGACAACAUCUUAAAGAGAGAACAUCUGGAACGUCUUAUACCCAAGCUGAUCGACAGUCCAAAACUAGUGAGGAUUCUUGCAACAGCAAGAAAAACAAAUGUCUCUGUAGUGUUUGAAAGCUGCAGAUUUGAACCCUGUAAAUUAUACGCCACUGAAUCCCUGUCUGUGGAGGCUUCCCUUCAAGUGUUGUGUAGGAAAAUUGACACUAAAAGAGACAUUGAUUCCAUGGUGAAAGAAAAGCUUCAAGCUAGGGAGAUUGCAAAAAAAUGCAGUUGCUGUCCUCUGUUUUUAGAAGCGGUGGGAGCGUAUCUCCAUAAAAGAAGUAACAAAGUUAAAGCUUAUGAAAAAGUUCUUGGCUGGCUAAAUAAUGAAAACGAUUUCAGUUGUGACAAGGAAGACGUUUUUGAGGAGUCUCGAAUUCUGUUUGCCUACCAUGAACUUACACCUAGUGCUCAGGAGGCGUUCCUCGAUAUCUGCUCUUUCUUCUAUAACUGGAAGUGGAAUGAAGUUGCUUGGAUUGUGGGAGAGGAAGCCAUGGAUUGUCUACUAGAGGGUGCUCUGGAUCUUGCCCGAACAAAAGGAGUUUGGCAAAAAUACAACAUAAACCCGUUCAAUGUGUCUGCAGAAGUAUUAGACACUAUGAGUAGGUCUCUCCGAGUAUUUGCUAUGGGAAACAACACAAUUGUGAGCGGGCAAUGCAGUAAGCGAUUUGAUGAGCUGAGGUUUCUACAAGCGGGCAAAGUGCCCAAUUUGGCUAUUGACAUGUUGAAGCUUAAAAACUUGCGCUUCAUGGAGAACAAAAUUUGGAGUCUGCCCAAGAAUGGAACUGAUAUACAUCCAGGGAUAGAGUUUGGGCAUCUUAUUCAACUAAAACAUUUGGAGCUGACAGGAUUUCAUAUUGCAGAAGUCUCAAGUUUUGUGAAGUUUUACUGUCUGCAGAAGUUAAUACUGUCCGGCAUUAAAGGUCUGAAGGAGCUACCGGGGUCAAUUGGGAAGCUCCGAUCACUACGAGAGUUACAUUUACGCCAGUGUAAUGACCUAAUCCGGUUACAAGAAGGAUUUGGAGAACUUAACUCCCUUACUGUGCUUGAGUUCGCAAAUUCCAAAAGUUUGCAAGAGCUCCCAUGUGACUUCAAAAAGCUGUUGUCAUUACAGUCACUCAUACUAUAUGCGUGCUGGUUGAAGACAUUAAGCAUGUCUGGAUGCAAGAGCUUGUUAAGGCUACCUGAAGAUUUUGGGAAACUUAGCUGUUUGCAAACAUUAAGAUUAUCAGAGUGUGAUAAGAUGCAUGAAUUGGGCAGCUACUUUGGAUGUCUCGGAGCUCUAAAACAUUUGUAUCUGUCCAAACUUCCUGAUGGUUUUGGGAAACUUGGGUGUUUGGAAAGGUUAGACUUAUCAGGGUGUGAUAAGAUACAGGAACUGUGCAGCGACUUUGGGUGUCUCGGAGCUCUAAAACAUUUGUAUCUGUCCAAAUGCAAAAGCAUGUCCAAACUUCCUGAUGGUUUUGGGAAACUUGGCUGUUUGAAAAGCUUAGAUUUAUCAGUGUGA